Messenger RNA from Arachis ipaensis, 2083 nucleotides. Lineage: Eukaryota; Viridiplantae; Streptophyta; Magnoliopsida; Fabales; Fabaceae. The record is from RefSeq and is a predicted model, not a curated record.
UGGCAGAAAGUUCUUACAAUCUUCCGAAGAAACUAAACACUACUACCAACUUCCCUAGUUCCCUUUCCUUUCUAGAAUCUUCCUACCUCCUCCACCGCCUUAAGUAGCUUAUUUGCCAAACUAGAAACCCCAACGAAUUCACUAACUGAACUGAAUCCCACUAACAACCUUUAAAUAAAUCAAGAAACGGUUACAGAAGCAGGUAAAUUAAAUGGCGGGAAGAAUGAGAGUGAAGGAGGAAGAGGAGACUGUGGUUUUGUGUGGGAGCGGACCAGGUGGUUCAUCUUCUUCAUCAAGCGUGUCACCGCAACCCAUGGAAGGGUUGCACGAUGUGGGACCACCACCGUUUCUGACGAAGACCUUCGAAGUGGUGGAGGAUCCUUCCACCGACUCCAUUGUUUCUUGGAGCAGAGCUCGCAACAGCUUCGUUGUGUGGGACUCGCACAGAUUCUCCACCACAAUCUUGCCUCGUUACUUCAAGCACAACAACUUCUCCAGCUUCGUUCGCCAACUCAACACUUACGGGUUUAGGAAAGUGGAUCCUGAUCGAUGGGAAUUUGCGAACGAGGGUUUCUUGGCAGGGCAGAAGCAUUUGUUGAGGACGAUAAAGAGGAGGAGGAAUGUGACGCAGUCGUCAACGAACAUGAUCCAGCACGGAGAAGGAGGAGGAGGAGGAAGUUGUGUUGAGUUAGGUGAGUUUGGUUUGGAAGGUGAAAUAGAGAGGCUGAGAAGGGAUAGGACGGUGUUAAUGGCGGAGAUCGUGAAGCUGAGGCAGCAACAGCACAACUCGAGGGAGCGGAUUUGUUCAAUGGAGUCAAGGUUGCAAGUCACAGAGAAGAAACAAACUCAGAUGAUGACUUUCCUGGCCAAAGCACUCCACAACCAAUCUUUCAUUCAUAACCUUUCUCUUCAGAACAGAGAAUUACAGGGUUUUGAGAUGAGCAGGAAGAGGAGAAUAACUGCUACCGCAAGUGUGGAGAAUCUGCAAUUGGAUCCUGUUGCUGUUGGAGAAGAGCAAGAGGAAUUGGAGACACUUUUGUCAAGUGCUUGCGAUAAUGAAUCAAGCAGUGAAAUGAAGGAGACUACUACUACUGCUGCUGCUGCUACCAGUGAGAAUAUAUGGGAAGAUUUGCUUAGUGAGGAUUUAGUUGGUGGGAAUCCGGAGGAUGAAGUUGUGAUUGGUGAUUACCCGCACCAAAAUCUUGAAGAUUUGGCUGCAACAAACACUGGUGAUUGGUCUGAAGACUUGCAGAAACUUGUGGAUCAUAUGGGUUUUCUUGCCUCUAAUCCAUAAAAAUAAGUGGUUGUAGAAUUAUUUGUAGUGGUAUUAUUUGUUGUCUAGAUUGGCCUCUGCAUGCAACUAGUUUCCCAUUGCAAAAUUAACAUGUUGGUGGUGGUGGUAUGCCUUCAAUUAUUUUUCUGUAGAUAGUUAUUGAUAAUGGUUUCAUUCAUUAAUUGAUUGAUUGAUGAAGAGAUGCAUGAUGUCGUUUUUGUGUGCAGCAAGGGGAAGGCUUGGUAGUUGUUGAAAGAGGCCAACACAUAAUAUUGUGCUCUUUGUUCUGUAUCCUUCUAUUAAUUCAAACUUGCUAAGUGUCUGUGAAUAUCUCAAAUAUUUCGUUCAUCUAGCUAAUUGUUCUUAAAUUCAAUUUCAAUUUCCGUGUUUGAGACUGUAACUAGAUUGUGCUUUUUGCAGGCGACGUGAGAAGAAGAUAAUUUCAAGUGAAUUGUGAUGGAGAUUGGGAGACGAAAAUGAAAAGUAAUAUUUAGUCUGCUGGAUUAUUAUCCUCAAUUAUUCUUGAUUAUUGUACAGUUCAACAUUAGUUAACAUUUCUUUGCCUAUGACAUGGUGUAAUGUAAAUCCAAUCCUGUAAUAAAUAAGCCAUUAGUCAUUAGACGACCGAUUUCAAUCCUGUAAAUCCAAUCUUGUUUGUGAUGUGUUUUUUUUCUAUUGUAUUGGGGCCCAACAUAGAGCUUGAAACAGUAUGUAAGAGUGAGGUUAGACCAUUUAUUACGUUGAGCAUUUCUUCCAUCUGUUUUCCUAGAGACCCUAAAAUAAAAGAAGGCCCAUGAUUCUUUCAGGUGA